This is a messenger RNA of Protobothrops mucrosquamatus (brown spotted pit viper), 3267 nucleotides long. It is a transcript of the gene ZNF281, whose product is annotated as zinc finger protein 281. Gene Ontology annotation, biological process: regulation of transcription by RNA polymerase II. The transcript has a single exon. NCBI's taxonomy places the organism in Eukaryota, Metazoa, Chordata, Lepidosauria, Squamata, Viperidae. Gene Ontology annotation, molecular function: DNA-binding transcription factor activity, RNA polymerase II-specific; RNA polymerase II cis-regulatory region sequence-specific DNA binding. The coding region runs from base 1 to 2727 and encodes 908 amino acids. The record is from RefSeq and is a predicted model, not a curated record. Gene Ontology annotation, cellular component: nucleus.
AUGAAACUCGGCAGCGGCUUCCUGAGCGGCGGCGGCGGUUCUUCCAAGAGGACGGCGAUGGAGCCCACCUUCCCCCCCAGCAUGGUCAUGUUCAAUCACCGCCUGCCGCCAGUCACUAGUUUCACUCGCCCGGCCGCGCCCCCGCAGCAUUGUGGGCUGACUUCUGUCUCUGCCACCGCCGCCGCCUCUUCUUCAUCCUCCUCUUCAUCUUCCUCCUCUGCCACCGCCACCACUGCCUCGGCCACCGAGACGCCUGUCCCUCCGCCUCCUCCCCACCCCCAGGGCAUGACUUUCAAGAAAGAGCCGACAGGAGGGUUUCCUCUCACCGCCACCUCCUCCUCGUCCUCGUCCCAGAGGAGCUCCUGGGGUUUCUUCCAUUCCUUGAUGAACAUCAAACAGGAGAAGCCCAGCGAUCAAGAGGAUGAAGAGCAGCAACAGCACCGUCACCACCACCACCACCACCAUCACCAUUAUGGGGGUCUCUUUGGUAUAGCUGGGGAGGAGAGGCAUCCCACUCACGGUGGUGGAGGAGGUGGAGUGGACGGGGCCAACCAGAGUGUGAUCCAGGACCUCAGUCUUUUUCACCAUCUGCAUCAUCAUCCCCAUAGAGGAGAUUUGUUACUGGGCAUCAGAAGCGGUGGCGAAGUAAGUGCUUCUUGCUCAGAUGAGCCUAAACACGAUGCCCAGACCAAGAAGGUGAAGAGGCCAAAGUCAGAAUCUCAGGGAAACAAAGCUAAGAAGAAGCCGAACACUUCAACCAAGGCCCUUGUGGCAGGAGAUGGAGAAGCUGCCAUGCUGUCCCCUAGCCAGAAACCUCAUGUCUGUGAACACUGUAAUGCUGCCUUCAGGAGCUCCUAUCAUCUGCGUAGGCAUGUGCUCAUCCAUACUGGUGAGAGGCCUUUCCAGUGCAGUCAGUGCAACAUGGGUUUCAUUCAGAAGUAUUUGCUUCAACGGCACGAAAAAAUCCAUAGCAGGGAGAAGCCGUUUGGAUGUGACCAAUGCAGUAUGAAAUUCAUCCAGAAGUAUCACAUGGAGAGGCACAAGAGAACGCACAGCGGAGAAAAGCCAUACAAAUGUGAAACCUGUCAGCAGUAUUUUUCAAGAACUGAUAGACUUUUGAAGCACAGACGUACAUGUGGAGAAGCCAUAGGGAAAGCAGGUGCUGGAAUGGAUCCUGGGCCAUCAAAUCAUAGCAUGGGCAACUUGUCUAUGUUGUCUCAGGGAAAUACAGGUUCAUCAAAGAGAAAAAGCAAAGCAAAAUGUAUACCCACUGAAAACAAAGAACAUAAACCUAGUCAUAAAAUAUCUGAAUCUCAAAUUGCAUCUAAUAUGUCCUUGCAGAAUUACGCAGUAGAGAUUCCAAUAGUGUCUUCCAGUGGUGGCUUGAUUGGCACUGGGUUGGAAGAGCUACAGAAAAAGGUGCCAAAACUAAUCUUUAAAAAAGGAAACCGGAAAAGUGCAGAUAAGAGCUUUCUUAAUUUUAUGUCGCCAUUACCAGACCUUCUUGGUCAGAAGCAAUUUUCUGGAAAACCAAGUAGCUCUCUUGGCCUAGUCGCAAAUACCAGUGUAGAUGCUAUUGGCCUUCUCCAAGCAGCAAGUGGCAAAUCAGGUCAAAUAAGUAGCAAUUAUGAUGAUGCCAUGCAGUUUUCAAAGAAAAGAAGAUAUUUGCAAACCGCCAGCAGUAACAGUGCCUUUUCUAUAAAUGUUGGGCAUAUGGCCUCCCAGCCGUCUGUUAUUCAGUCCGCAGGGGUAAGUGUUAUGGACAGUGAGACCCCAUUAUCUCUUAUUGACCCAGCGUCUCUUAAUGCUGACAUCAAAUCUUGUCAUGAUAAGUCUGGCAUUCCUGAUGAAGUCUUGCAAAGUCUUCUAGAUCAGUACUCUCACAAAUCAGAAGGCCAGAAAGAAGAUCCCUUCAGCAUCGCUGAGCAGCGUGUGGACUUACAAGCUUCAGGAGAACAUACAGAGAUGGUUCAAGAGGAGAACAUGAGUCCCAGUUCCCAGGCAGCUUCAAAUGACAAAGCAAGCAUGUUGCAAGAAUACUCAAAAUACCUCCAACAUGCUUUUGAAAGAACAACCAAUAGCACUGGUUUUGCUUUUGGUCCCAGUUUUCAAUUUGUAAGUUUAUCUUCAAGCCUUCAUAACCAUAGUUUGUUUCCAGACAAACAAGUGUACACUACGUCCCCACUUGAGUGUGGUUUCAGCCAAUCCGUUACCUCAGUGUUGCCAUCUGCAUUGUCAAAGCCUCCCUUUGGGAUGUUGCUUGGAUCUCAGCCGGGUUUUUAUUUGUCUGCUUUGGAGGCAACCCAUCAACAGUUGACUCCUUCACAAGAACUAGAUGACCUGAUAGACUCUCAAAAAAGCAUAGACACGUCAUCAGGCUAUCAUUCUACACCUCAAAAACUGAAUAGCCAGAAGGAACAAAAAACCCUAGAAACUUCAACAAGCUUUCCCAUUCCAUCUCAGGAGCUAGCUAACCAGAUAGAUCCUCAGAAGGACCUAGAACAUCGAGCAACAUAUCAGAUAGAGACCUUUGCACAAGCAUUUGGUUCUCAGUUUAAGACGGGCAGCAGGGUGCCAAUGACUUUUAUUGCUAACUCUAAUGGAGAAGUGGACCAUAGAGUAAGGACUUCAGUAUCAGAUUUCUCAGGGUAUUCAAAUAUAAUGUCUGAUGUUAGUGAGCCAUGUAGUACGAGAGUAAAGACCCAAACUAGCCAAAGUUAUAGGUAGAGUCUCACGUAUGACUAGGCUUAGGGGGUGGUCUUAAUGUGUUAGUUUUAUUUUGAUAACACUGCCAUUGGAAUGUUUCUACACGAUCCUAAUACAAAUAAUGUAACACGCCCUUUCAAUGCAACUUUUCAUACUUAGUUUUGUUAAUGUAAUUUUAGAUUGGUUUGUAUUAUGAUUUUUAAUCAGAUCAAUAGACAUUAUAGUUUGCAUUUUUUUGUGUUUAUGGGACAGUGUUUAGCAAUCAAACUUACUUAACUUAGUUUGUCAGGGAAUAGCCCAAAAAUUACAACUGCAAAAAAGAAAAAAAAAUAUUAAAAACCAAGACAAAAAAAAAUCACUUUUGUUUUAGGAUUAAGAUUAUGUUUAAUUGCUUUACUCUCAGGAAAAUGUAAUGAAGCAAGGCGAUUCUGUACACGGUUGGUGUAUUGGAGAUCUGAAUUUACAAAUAAGUGGUAACUCUACUCUGCCAUUUAACUAAGGGUUCUAAGACUUUGCAAAUUGCUGUCUUGUAUCUGGGUGAUAUAAAAUUCUGAGAAUUUA